AUGCAUUUCUUUCAGAACUCUCUCAUCGCUGCGGCCAUGGGCGCUGCGCUGGUCGCCGCCGCCCCUGCCGCUGACCUGGAGGCUCGCUCCUCGUGCACCUUCACCUCUGCCUCUGCCGCCAAGUCCGGUGCCUCCAAGUGCUCCACCGUCACCUUGAAGGGCAUUGAGGUCCCUGCCGGUCAGACUCUCAACCUGGAGGGUCUCAAGUCCGGUGCCACCGUCAUCUUCGAAGGCGAGACCACCUUCGGCUACAAGGAGUGGAAGGGCCCUCUGAUCUCCGUCUCCGGUGACAACAUCACCGUCAAGCAGGCCUCCGGCGCCAAGAUCAACUGUGACGGCGCCCGCUGGUGGGACACCAAGGGCAGCAACGGCGGCAAGACGAAGCCCAAGUUCUUCAAGGCCCACAAGCUCAACAACUCCAAGAUCCAGGGCCUGAAGAUCUACAACACCCCCGUGCAGGGCUUCAGCAUCCAGUCCGACCACCUGACCAUCACGGACGUCACCAUCGACAACUCCGCCGGUACAAGCAAGGGCCACAACACCGACGCCUUCGACAUCGGCUCCUCCACCUACAUCACCAUCGACGGCGCCACCGUCUACAACCAGGACGACUGCCUGGCCAUCAACUCCGGCGAGCACAUCACCUUCACGAACGGCUACUGCUCCGGCGGCCACGGUCUCUCCAUCGGCUCCGUCGGCGGCCGCAGCGACAACACCGUCAAGAGCGUCAGCAUCACCAACUCCAAGGUCGUGGACUCCCAGAACGGCGUGCGCAUCAAGACCGUCUACAAGGCCACCGGCUCCGUCACCGACGUCACCUUCGAGGACAUCGAGCUCUCCGGCAUCACCAAGUACGGUCUUAUUGUUGAGCAGGACUACGAGAACGGCAGCCCCACUGGAUCCCCUACCAACGGCGUCAAGGUCGACGACAUCACCUUCAAGAAGGUCACUGGUUCCGUUGGCAGCAAGGCCACCCGUGUCAACAUCCUCUGUGGAUCCGGUAGCUGCAAGGACUGGACUUGGUCUGGUGUUGAUAUCACCGGUGGCAAGAAGAGCUCCAAGUGCAAGAACGUUCCUUCUGGUGCUUCUUGCUAA
This is a messenger RNA of Aspergillus mulundensis, 1095 nucleotides long. RefSeq names its product glycoside hydrolase family 28 protein. Gene Ontology annotation, cellular component: extracellular region. The transcript has 2 exons. Bases 1 to 1095 code for a protein of 364 amino acids. The record is from RefSeq and is a predicted model, not a curated record. Gene Ontology annotation, biological process: pectin catabolic process. Gene Ontology annotation, molecular function: polygalacturonase activity. NCBI's taxonomy places the organism in Eukaryota, Fungi, Ascomycota, Eurotiomycetes, Eurotiales, Aspergillaceae.